UGCUGGAGGAAAGUUUACUGCAAUUCCUGACGCUGUAGAAAUAAAUGGCCGGCGUAAGCACUAACGGGAGACAGCGGUCCGGGCGCCAGAGCGAGAGAGCCGCCGCCCUGGCUGGACUUCUACAGCAGGAGUGCGCUCGUCUUUUGGAGUUAUACGCGGAACGUGAAUCUUUCCCAUCCGAUCCCGAAUCCAGAGCGCAGCUGGUUGUCAUCCCUCCUCUAACUGCCCAACUCUCCACGGCUGAGAAGAUCGGCUUCCUGCACGCAGCUCUCGGGGAAUGUCUCCGCCUGCUGGAGGAAGUCAUAAGACGCGAGGACGCGGAGUUUUCCGAUGUGGAGGAGGACGAGUACAAAACGCAGCGUAGAACUGUGCAAGGGCGACUGGGGCACCUGUUGAUCAGCACAGAGCGCCUCCUAGUGGACGGCAAGACAUGUGCAGCCAACGUCGCUGCGGUGCCAGAUUCAAUGGACAAUGGAUCAUUUGCAUUGAAGAAGUGGAUCCUCCAGGUACUGCAGGAUCUAGAGUACUGGUCUAGCCAGGCUGCUGUAACUCUCCGCUCUCUGCCAGAGAGGGCCAAAGCAGCAAGGAGGACAGGCAGAGGAGCAAGAAGACUCCGAGGGAGACUGCGGAGAUGAAUGUCUAUGUACACAGUGUGUUUUGGGGUGUGUGUUUUUCCAUGUGCAUCUAAGAGAAAGCAGGAGUGAGAAAGAGAGAGAGAGAGAGAGAGAGAGAGAGAAGAGAGAAAGAGCGAGAUAGAGAAAGAGAGUGAAACAUUAAAACAUGGAAUGGCAAGAAAGAGUGAAAAUCUUAACAGAAUGAGGAAUGCUGGGAUGAAGAUAUAUUCAUAGAAGAGUGAAAAAAGGAUAGUAUCCCAACUUCCAGGAGAGGGUUUAUUGGUAUUUUUUGACUGUGGGAUCAAAUCUAACAUGAGGGCAGUCUUUCUGUUAGCCUACAAUAUGAGAAAUAUUACAGUGCAUUGUACUGUUUUUGAUUAUAAACAUACACCAAAUGUGCAAUUAGUAAUAAACAAGUGUUUGCAUGGACAGAUAGCAGAGAUGUCACCUGCUUCUAGGAAAAGCAGUAUGGCCUAAAGACUUUAAGUUAAUUGUGUAGUAACAGCAUCGGCAUACCUGUCAGGUAGUAACAGCAUACCUGUCAUGUAGUUACACCAUACCGGUCAUGUAGUAACAGCAUACCUGUCAUGUAGUUACACCAUACCGGUCAUGUAGUAACAGCUUACCUGUCAUGUAGUUACACCAUACCUGUCAUGUAGUAACACCAUACCUGUCAGGUAGUAACAGCAUACCUGUCAUGUAGUUACACCAUACCGGUCAUGUAGUAACAGCAUACCUGUCAUGUAGUUACACCAUACCGGUCAUGUAGUAACAGCUUACCUGUCAUGUAGUUACACCAUACCUGUCAUGUAGUAACACCAUACCUGUCAGGUAGUAACAGCAUACCUGUCAUGUAGUUACACCAUACCGGUCAUGUAGUAACAGCAUACUUGUCAGGUAGUUACACCAUACCGGUCAUGUAGAUACACCAUACCUGUCAUGUAGUAACAGCAUACCUGUCAUGUAGUUACACCAUACCUGUCUGGUAGUUAUACCAUACCGGUCAUGUAGAUAUACCAUACCUGUCAUGUAGUAACAGCAUACCUGUCAUGUAGUUACACCAUACCUGUCUGGUAGUUAUACCAUACCGGUCAUGUAGAUACACCAUACCUGUCAUGUUGUAACAGCAUUCAGCUGUAAAUUGUUCACAUUUGAUUUAGUCAGUGUAAACACAAAUUACUGAAAGUCACAGCAUGACCAACAAUUCCUUGACUUAGAUUAAGGUUGAUAACAACAUGAUGAUAACAGAUAGCUAAUAUCUUUUGGCAAUUCCAAUAUUUUGUUGAAAUGUUCAAGUCUCAUAAAAUGUACCUGGUGAUACGGGUAUAUGUGAGGAUAAUGACCAGGAGCCCAAAAUAUACUGAAAUUUUCAUUUUGUUUUAUUUCAUUUCGUCACCUAAUGGAAAACUCAACAUAAUUGAAAAAAUUGAAUAUCUGUCUACAAUAAGCAAAAAUAGUUGUCAAGUGUGUAUAUAUUUGUGUGUGUGUAUGUGUGAGUGUGUAACCCUGUUACUGGGGCCACUGAGAGAUAACAAAUGCUGAGAUUUUAUACACUUACAAGUUACAUUACAAGAAACACCUGUCUAGUAUUUAUAAGAAACUAGACUAGUCAUUCUAAGAAACACCUGUCUAGUAUUUAUAAGAAACUGGACUAGUCAUUCUAAGAAACACCUGUCUAAUAUUUAAAAGAAAUUAGACUACUCAUUAUAAGAAACACCUGUCUAGUAUUCAUAAGAAACCAGACAAGUCAUUCUAAGAAACACCUGUCUAGUAUUUAUAAGAAACUAGUCAUUAUAAGAAACACCUGUCUAGUAUUUACAAGAAACUAAACAAGUCAUUAUAAGAAACACCUGUCUAAUAUUUAUAAGAAAUUAGACUACUCAUUAUAAGAAACACCUGUCUAGUAUUUAUAAGAAACUAGACUAGUCAUUAUAAGAAACACCUGUCUUAAUAUUUAUAGGAAACUAGACUAGUUAUUUUCCAGAAACACCUGUCUAGUAUUUAUAAGAAACUAGACUACUCAUUAUAAGAAACACCUGUCUAGUAUUUAUAAGAAACUAGACUACUCAUUAUAAGAAACACCUGUCUAGUAUUUAUAAGAAACUAGACUACUCAUUAUAAGAAACACCUGUCUAAUAUUUAUAGGAAACUAGACUAGUUAUUCUCAGAAACACCUGUCUGGUGUUUAUAAGAAACUAGACAAGUCAUUAUAAGAAACACCUGUCUAGUAUUUAUAAGAAACUAGACUAGUCAUUAAAAGAAACACCCAUCUAGUAUUUAUAAGAAACUAGACUAGUCAUUAUAAGAAACACUUGUCUAAUAUUUAUAGGAAACUAGACUAGUUAAUCUCAGAAACACUUGUCUAGUAUUUAUAAGAAACUAGAUUAAUCAUUAUGAGAAACACCUGUCUACUGUUUAGUUCCACCUCAUAGGUGUGUAGUUAGUCUCUGCAACUAGUUUCAGACCACAGAACUGAUCUCAGUUGUGUAUUUUUGGGUGACCGUCCACACUAAACUGAACAGUGACACUGAUGUGUAAACAACACUGGCAACACAGCAGUGCCCGGUGGCGCUGAGUUAGAUGAACAUCAGUGUUAAUGCUGUGUUAGGCCUACAUCAGUGUUAAUGCUGUGUUAGAUCAACAUCAGUGUUAAUGCUGUGUUAGAUCAAUGCCAGUGUUAAUUCUGAUUUAGGUCAACAUCAAUGUUAGUUUGUCCAACAUCAGUGUUAAUGCUGUCUUAGGCCAAUGUCAGUGUUAAUUGUGUUUUGAAUUGGGUGAGCAGCAAUCCUGUGGUUUGAAAGUGGCCAUGGAUGAAGGUGGUAGAUGAUGGUCAGUUAUAGGGGCAAGAGUCUGGAAACACACCUAUGACACAGAUGUGCCCAAUAAAAUGGUUAGUGAGUAUAGGUAGGUGCUUCUAACAAAACGUCUGCUAGCUAUAUUUGUUUUUAUAUAAUUAUGUUGAUUCUUUUAAGAUCUCUAUCAGAGCACUGACAAUUACCACUAAUUUCUGUCCAGUUAUAAAAAGGUACAGACUUGUUUGUUUGGAAGUCAAAAGCUGUUACCCAGUGACACACAAUAAGCCUUUAGAAGCAGUCUUCUACAGAUGCUUCCCUCAUAAGGUAUAUUGUAUUACAGGUGUUCUUUUAAAGUUGCCUUUAAUAUAUAUUGUAACUGUGUGAAAGUGUGCGCCUUGUAUUGAUUUGAGUGUGAUUUGAUGUGCAGGUGACCUGUAAGAGUGCAGGAGUUGGAGUAGAGAUUAUCUGUACCUGUGCUACUUUCUUGACUGGUGCCUUUGUCGUCAAAUGACAGAAGAGCCUUAGUAAC
Molecule: messenger RNA, 3938 nt
Organism: Electrophorus electricus (electric eel)
Lineage: Eukaryota; Metazoa; Chordata; Actinopteri; Gymnotiformes; Gymnotidae
Source: RefSeq, a predicted model, not a curated record